CAUUGCCUCCGGGUUCGAUGGCCUGAGGCUCUCCCGCGGCCCUGGGAAGCGUUGUUCCUGCGAUCGAGAUAUCUUUCUGCGACUGGUCAGCUGGGGCUUCAAAUCGUGUGAGAUUUCAGGUCUUGCAGGUCCUCUUCCUCGCAAACCGUGUGCCCCGGGGCUGUCCUUCGACCUUCAGGUUUCGAGCUCGCAGAGGCUUUCCAGCUUAUCAUCCAAGGUCCGUGCUCUUCCUUAUCCGGACCAUGGAAGGAGAAUUACCCAAUAUAAAGAAGUGGAUUGUUUUGUAUCCUGUUUACAUGAAUUCAAAAAAGACAGUGGCUGAAGGAAGGAGAAUUGGCUUGAGCAAGGCUUGUGAAAAUCCUACUUGUGCUGAAAUUGGUGAUUGCUGCAGCUAUCUUAAACUUCCCUUUGCUAUUGAGAUAGACAAGGCAUACCCACGUGAUUUUAUGCAACGAGGGAGAGUGCGGGUAUUGCUAAAAAAGGAGGAUGGGACUCUAUAUAAUCCUUCCAUUACAUCCAGAAAAAGUCUAAUGCUUCGCAUUGCGGAAAUGGUACCCAGACACCAUGGAAGGGCAAAAAAGCAGGAGCCCGUGUCAACAUCAGCCGGAACCUCCAACAACAAACCUGGGAAAAGUGGAAAGAAGAAGAGAUAAACCCUGUUUUAAACAUUGGCCCAAAAAAGAGCGUUGGCCGAAAACAAAAUCCUGUUUAUCAGGAUGUCUUGCUGAGUUUCAAGCUUUUCCGUCCCAAGAUGUUUGUUGAGCAAUUGCAGAGUGUUAGCCAUCUAGACUCGAGAUUCUUCCUCUUGCUUGAGGAACCUUUGAACCUUUUCUUGUAGGAUUCAAUUUUGUAGGUUCUUCCAAACUGGCAAGACUUACCCUGUAGAUUUGUAUUUUUCAAUUCCAAUGCUCUGAUGUUGCAUUGCCUGAUCUUCCUAUGGUUCUUGUAGAGAUGCACCAUAGGAAGUAAUGUCAAUACAGAUGUGAUAUCAACCAGCUCUAUGGGGCUUACUGAAAAUAGAAAGCUUCAAAUACAGUGUUUUCAUGAA
This is a messenger RNA of Neltuma alba, 1048 nucleotides long. Its product is annotated as signal recognition particle 19 kDa protein-like. The transcript has 4 exons. The coding region runs from base 243 to 653 and encodes 136 amino acids. Gene Ontology annotation, molecular function: 7S RNA binding. The record is from RefSeq and is a predicted model, not a curated record. Lineage: Eukaryota; Viridiplantae; Streptophyta; Magnoliopsida; Fabales; Fabaceae. Gene Ontology annotation, biological process: SRP-dependent cotranslational protein targeting to membrane, signal sequence recognition; SRP-dependent cotranslational protein targeting to membrane. Gene Ontology annotation, cellular component: signal recognition particle, endoplasmic reticulum targeting.